Molecule: messenger RNA, 343 nt
Organism: Gekko japonicus
Lineage: Eukaryota; Metazoa; Chordata; Lepidosauria; Squamata; Gekkonidae
Product: 40S ribosomal protein S27-like
Exons: 1
Coding region: 26-280 (84 amino acids)
Biological process (GO): ribosomal small subunit assembly; translation
Cellular component (GO): cytosolic small ribosomal subunit; ribosome
Molecular function (GO): structural constituent of ribosome; RNA binding
Source: RefSeq, a predicted model, not a curated record
CGGCUGUAGCUGCCUCCACGCGAACAUGCCUCUGGCAAAAGAUCUCCUGCAUCCCUCCCCCGAGGAAGAGAAGAGGAAGCAUAAGAAGAAGCGUUUGGUCCAGAGUCCAAACUCUUACUUCAUGGAUGUGAAAUGUCCAGGUUGCUACAAAAUCACCACUGUGUUCAGUCACGCUCAGACGGUGGUUCUCUGUGUCGGCUGCUCAACUGUCUUGUGCCAGCCCACUGGAGGGAAGGCCAGAUUGACAGAAGGAUGCUCCUUCAGGCAAAAGCAGCCUUAGAUUUCAGCAGCUGGUGGUCCCAGGUGGGUGGGGCUACGCGCACAGUCGCUGGCUCAAGUACCG